GGCUUAAGCGCAAACUUUAGAACCAGAAGCCUGGAAUCGAAUUGAAUUAAAAAUUCCUUAUCCCAGUUAUCCAGCGAUGAAUAAAUCAAAUCGACUAGGAUUCUUCGGUUCCGCAUACGCGCGCGCGCGAGGACAUGAGAUGCUGCGCAGCACACAAGGCAGGGAUGGAUGGAAUAAAGCUCUGCUUCCUUCUGCAGGAAUACUUCUUUUGCUUUUCCUUCUCGCCUGGCACGCACCCAAUUCUUCAAAAGCAGAGGAAACAAUCACCGACGCAUAUGGACUGUGAACCAUUAAUGGGUUUUCCUAUACAAAGAAAUAGAAGAAAGAGAGAGGGUGAAAAUGAAAAAGGGCAUGCAUUGUCGGCAUCUGAAUCUUGGAGGGUCCUUCUCUACGUGAUAUAGCCUCAGGCGUUGUUCAUACCUUGUUCCUAGGUUGUCAUGGCCUGCUUGCUGCGAAGAAGCUGACUUCUGAGAAGCUUCUGUUCGAGUGUCUCUAAAGAUCAUAAUUUGUUGGUGGCCUGCAAAUGGGGAAAAUGUGCGAGUGAGGCUUUUGGGCUGUACCCAUGUUGCCAGUCUCAAAAAAACUGAAGAGAUUUUUAGUGCAUUUUGCAGUCCUAUUUACGAGUUGAAUUGGGUUUUUUGUUCAGGACAUGAAAUGAUUGAUUUUGGGAAUUGAGUGUAAAGUUGGUUCGUGUGUCUUCUCCGAAGCAGUUAUGGUGAUUGCUUCCGUUGAAAAAGCAGAAUCGUCAAAGGAACUCGACCUCAAAGAUCCUUAAGAGUCAAACUGGAAGUUGAUUUAUUCUGUUUCUGCUUCUUAUGGAGGCUUUCUGAAUGGAGUCUUUGGAAUCUGAGCUUCAGUAAUUGAGAAGCUGCCAACUUAAAUAGCCAAUACAGGAAGAUGAGUAUUUACCAGAUGAAUGAAUUAUGCCUCUAGAACUUGUUCCUGUUACUCACACUUCCAUCACUCCUUAGUUUGUUAUGUGUUUUUUCCCUGCUACUGGUUUUGUAUGUGGUAAUCAUGGGGAAACUGUUCAGCUAUUCGGAAAUUCUAUUUAUGUUUAUCAUUUCACUUUCAGUCCACUACUCAGAGCAGCUACAGUCCUCCCAGGCCCUGACCCUUCUAAGAAUUCAGGAGAUUUUGAACUUUCCAGCUAUUCUAAGUGGCUGGAAGAACUCCACAGACUUCUGCAAUACUGAACCUAGUUCAUCUCUAACUGUUGUAUGCUACGAGGAAACCAUAACCCAGUUGCAUAUCAUUGGGGAUAAGGGGGUGUUCCCAUUACCUCAAAAUUUCUCCAUUGAUUCCUUCAUAACAACUCUUGUUAAGCUUCCAAAUUUGAAAGUGCUUACUUUGGUUUCUCUUGGCUUAUGGGGACCUUUUCCUGGUAAAAUUGCUCGUUUAUCGUCUCUGGAAAUUCUCAACAUUAGUUCAAAUUUCUUUUAUGGUGCAAUUCCUGAAGAAAUGUCGUCCCUUACAAGCCUCCAAACACUGGUACUAGAUGACAACAUGUUCACUGGUCAACUUCCGGACUGGCUGGGCUCGCUUCCAGUUUUAUCUGUUUUGAGUUUAAAGAAGAAUUGGCUUGAUGGAUCUCUGCCAGAUUCAUUGAGAAGUUUGGUAACACUCAGAAUUCUUGUGCUUUCACAUAACCAUUUUUUCGGAAAAGUGCCUGAUCUCAGUACUUUGACAAACCUUCAGAUCCUCGACUUGGAAAAUAAUUCUUUUGGACCUCAGUUUCCUCAACUUGGGAACAAGUUGGUUACACUUGUAUUGAGAAAGAACAGGUUUAGCUCUGCCAUCCCUGAUGAUACAAGCUCUUAUUAUCAGCUUCAACGGCUUGAUAUCUCUCUCAAUAAAUUUUUGGGGCCAUUCCAGUUGUCAUUGUUAUCCCUACCUUCAAUUACUUAUCUAAAUAUUGCAGGAAAUAGAUUCACUGGAAUGCUCUUUGAAAAUUUGCCUUGCAAUUCUCAACUUGAAUACGUGGACUUAUCCUCAAAUCUUUUGACUGGAAGCUUGCCCAGUUGUCUUCUUUCAGAUUCUAAGGAUAGGAUGGUUCUUUAUUCUAGGAAUUGCUUGGCAACCCAUGAUCAAAAUCAACAUCCAUUGUCCUUUUGCCGUAAAGAAGCUUUAGCUGUGGGAAUCUUACCUCGCAGGCAUAAGAGGUUGGCUGAAGCUUCUAAAGCAGUUCUUGCAUUGGGUAUAAUUGGAGGAAUUGUUGGGGGCAUUGCACUUGUUGGUUUGGCUUUUUUCGUAGUUAGAAGAUCUAAUGCCAAGAAGCCAAUAAAAUCUCCUCCAACAACACUAAUCACAGAGAAUACAUCAACAGGAUAUAGCUCAAAGUUGCUUUCAGGUGCAAGAUAUAUAUCUCAAGCAACAAAAAUGGGGACACUUGGCCUUCCGGGUUAUCGAAACUUCUCACUUGAAGAACUUGAAGAGGCUACAAACAACUUUGACACAUCAACUUUCAUGGGUGAAGGUUCCCAUGGUAAGGUGUACAGAGGUCAGCUUAAGGAUGGUUCACUUGUUGCUAUAAGAUGCCUGAAAAUGAAAAAACCCCAGGGCAUUCAAAACUUUAUGCACCACAUAGAGCUGAUUUCAAAAUUCAGACAUUGCCAUUUGGUCAGUGCCCUUGGACACUGCUUUGAGUGUUACUUGGAUGAUUCAACUGUCAAGAUGGUAUUCCUUGUCUUUGAAUAUGUGCCAAAUGGAACGCUAAGGGACCGUAUCUCUGGGUGGCAUGCCAGACAAACACUUACUUGGCCACAGCGCAUAGCAGCUGCAAUAGGGGUGGCAAAAGGUAUCCAGUUUCUGCAUACAGGAAUUAUGCCUGGUGUGUUUUCAAAUAAUCUGAAAAUAACAGAUGUUUUAUUGGAUCGGAAUCUUGUCGCAAAAAUUAAUAGUUACAACCUGCCUUUGUUGACACAGAAUAUUGGAAAGGUUGGUCAGGGAAUUUCUUCUGGUGGUUACAAAGAAUACAAUAUUAAUGCAAGUGGGAAAAUUGGAGAUAAAACUGAUGUUUAUGACUUUGGAGUAAUACUACUGGAAAUCAUCACCGGAAGGCCACUCAGCUCCAGGAGUGAAGUGGAUGUUGUGAAGGAUCAGUUACAAGCAAGCAUAACCGCAGAUGAUGCAACUCGAAGGACCUUUGUUGAUUCAGAAGUUUGUACAGCCUGCUCAGAUCUAUCAUUGAAGACGAUGAUGGAUAUUUGCAUGAGGUGUUUGCUAAAGGACCCAGCAGAUAGGCCUUCUGUUGACGAUGUGUUGUGGAACUUGCAGUUUGCUGCUCAGGUGCAGGAUGCCUGGAGGGGAGACUCCCAGAGCAGCGAGGGUUCACCUGCUUCACCUUCCCAGCCUCCACAGCUGCACCUCACCUCUCAAAAGUACCAGCUUUAGGUUCUUGUCCACCGUCUAUCUCACUCAUUAUGCUGUUGUGAUAUUUGUUUGCUGCUACAAGAAGCGAGGAGCAAAAAAUGUUUGAAUGCCCCUACUCAUUCACUCUUUUCCUUUUUCUGGGUACAAUGGAAAUCUCUUCUCCUAAAAAAAGAAAAAAAAAAACUUAUAAAUAAGAAUAAACUUAUGAAGAAAACAGAAUAAGAGUAAACUUAGAAAGGACAAUAGUUUCCGUUCUUUUUGGCA
This is a messenger RNA of Malania oleifera, 3636 nucleotides long. RefSeq names its product probable inactive leucine-rich repeat receptor-like protein kinase At3g03770. Gene Ontology annotation, molecular function: protein binding; ATP binding; protein kinase activity. Gene Ontology annotation, cellular component: membrane. The record is from RefSeq and is a predicted model, not a curated record. Bases 1018 to 3393 code for a protein of 791 amino acids. Gene Ontology annotation, biological process: protein phosphorylation. NCBI's taxonomy places the organism in Eukaryota, Viridiplantae, Streptophyta, Magnoliopsida, Santalales, Ximeniaceae. The transcript is spliced from 9 exons.